AUGAACAGAAUCACAGGCCGUGUUAAGGAAGAUCUCAGGACCGAUUACAACUGGAAUCGAGCAGCGAGGCUAUCAGUGAAGGGCGCUCGUGCUUUGCCGUCCGCUAGCCUUCAAUAUGUCACUGAGAAGUUCCCAAUCAUAGGAUGGCUUCCGCGUUACAACUGGCGAUGGCUGAUCAACGAUCUGAUUGCUGGUCUGACAGUCGGGUUGAUGCUCAUCCCACAAAGUCUUUCCUACGCAAAGAUCGCCACCAUCCCAGUAGAAGCAGGUCUAGCAUCGUCCUGGCUACCAGCGACAUUAUAUACCUUGCUCGGAACAACAAAAGAUCUAUCGACAGGGCCAACGAGUCUUAUCGGACUUCUCACGCACGAGCAAGUUGAGCAUUUCGCGCCUGAGGAUGGCAGCGGUGCGUACACUCCAACGCAGGUUGCAUCUGCUCUGGCGAUGUGGAUGGGCAUCUUCGGCCUGAUACUCGGCAUGCUCAACCUUGGUUUCCUUCUUGAUUUCAUCUCCUUGCCUAUCCUAUCCGGCUUCAUCUCUGCUGUGGCCAUCACCAUCAUUCUUGGACAGAUCCCAUCUCUGCUUGGUGAAGACUCUGGCGGAAGCAACACAGCCGAGAAAAUACACGACGUAUUCGCCAACCUUCCCUCUGCAAACGGCUACGCCUGUGCCAUCGGCUUCACUGGUCUAUUCUUCUUAACCGUCCUUGAUAAGGUGGGCAAGAGAUACAGUGAAAAGAGCAGAGUGAUCUGGUUCCUAAUGAUCACGCGUGCCUUCCUCGCACUCGUGCUUUUCACUGGCAUCAGCUACGCCGUCAACAAGAAAUAUGGACACGACGAUGAUAGCUACCUCUGGGGCGUUGCUAAGGUCGAGGCAUCAGGAAUUGCGAAGCCAGCAAUGCCGCCGGCCGACUUGAUCAGUAAGAUGGCACCUCGAAGCAUCGCCAUAUUCAUAGGCUCGGCAAUAGAGCAUGUUGCCAUUGCUCGUGCUUUUGGAGUAAAGAACAAUUACAUUACAGAUCAGACCCAGGAGCUAGCAUACUACGGCAUCACAAACUUCUUCAACUCCUUCUUCCACACAAUGGGCGUUGGUGGCGCCAUGUCUCGAACAGCCGUCAACUCCGCUUGCAAGGUCAAGUCUCCUCUAUCUGGCAUCUUCACAACAGCCGUAGUCCUGGUCUGCAUUUUCAAGCUCAGUAGCGCUCUAUACUGGAUUCCGAAGGCAACACUGGCAGCUAUCAUCAUCUCUGCAGUUUGGCCCUUGAUCAGCGCGCCAAAAGUGUUCUACAUCUACUGGAAGACGAGCCUGGCGGACUUCAUCUCCUCAAUGAUCGCCCUCUGGGUAUGUCUUUUCAAGAGCACCGAAAUUGGCAUUGCCUGCGCUGUGGGCUUCAACAUCGCAUACAUUCUCCUUCGUCAAGUGUUCACCAGAGUGUCUCACGCUGGAACCGACACCGCAGUCGAUACGCAGAGCCAGCUUCUCGCAAACAGCGGCUCAACAGUGACCACAAUCCCAGACGGCUUCCGCAUCUUCCGCUUGAACGAAUCCUUCUUCUUCAGCAACGCCUAUCGUAUCGCAACAAGCAUGACAGAUGCGAUCCAAACCCACCAUGCACCAAACUACAGCCUCGCGAAUGGAAGUGAGAAAGAACGAAACUGGAGCGUUGCGGGAGAACGUCGCAUCGCGAGACUGCGUGCACGAGCUCAUAUUACAGAUCCAUCUACUUUACCAGCAAUCCGAGUCGUCGUGCUCGAUUUCAGCAAAUGCAACCACAUCGACGCGACCGCUGUCACCCAACUUCGCAACUUUCUGGCCGAGCUGAAAAAAUACGGCGGAGCUAAUGUCCAAGCAAGAUUCUGCGGAAUGAGCAGCUAUAUCAAGGAGCGCUUUCAACGCGCUGGUUUCCUUUUGGUCAUGGAUGAGGAGGGUGGCUUUAAUCCUACCAACGCCCAAAAUGGUGCUGUUGCUGUUAGAGUUUAUGAUACUGUGGGUCAAGCGGUCAUGGCGAGAGUUGUGGACAGUGAUGGCAUUGAGACUUGGGAUGAGAAGGAAAAGGUCGUUGAGGAUGCGACGGAAGUUGAGGAGAAGAAGAUGUGA
Molecule: messenger RNA, 2097 nt
Organism: Pseudocercospora fijiensis CIRAD86
Lineage: Eukaryota; Fungi; Ascomycota; Dothideomycetes; Mycosphaerellales; Mycosphaerellaceae
Exons: 3
Coding region: 1-2097 (698 amino acids)
Biological process (GO): transmembrane transport
Cellular component (GO): membrane
Molecular function (GO): sulfate transmembrane transporter activity
Source: RefSeq, a predicted model, not a curated record